CUAAGUCCAUAAUUUCCUAGCUUACUCAGGAAAAUGUGGUUGGAGAAAAUAAAAAGCUUUACAGAAAUCAAAUUAUAUCUGUAACCUCUUUUGUUUAUCUUGUUCAUCAUGAACAAUUUGUUCCUCAAAAAGUUGAUGUAUCCAAAAGAUUGAGGGUUCUGUAGGUGUGUUUGGGAGGUCCAGGCCUUUCUUAGUGGUGGGAAAGUUGGCCAAGGGAAGAAGGCUCAUGUAAAAACAGAACAAGAAAAGCAAUCUUCCUGUGGUUGACAGAAUUCUCCUCAGGGCUGUUCUAAACCUCAGGGGAGGUUUGUAUGGGAAACUGGGGGCCAUCUUUCGAUUUUCAGACAAUGGUGAGAAUAUCUAGGGAGCUACUGAUGCAUACUGAGGUCUCUUGCUUUAGGAACUGAUGACCUUUGAUGAUGUGGCUGGGGACUUCAGGGAAGAGUGGGUUUCCUGGACACUGCUUAGAGAAUCCUCUUCAGGGAUGCCACCCAGUACAGUUAGAAGAAUGGGCUCUCAAAGGGAUUUCUAGAUCAAGUGUAAUCUCCCAGCUGGCACAGAAAGAAGAGCCAUGGCUUCUACCACUCCAAAACUUUGAGGCAAGGAAGAUUCUAAGGGAAAGUCACACAGACUUUGAGCACCAGGUGGCAAAACUCAAUCAGAAUAUUUCUGAAACAGAACAAUGUGGAACAUCCUCAGAAAGGACCGAUAAAAAUAUUUCUCAUACUCCUGGUUGGAGAGGAAACUGGGAAAGGGGCUUUGAAUUAGAAGGACAACAUGGAAUCCUUCCAGGAGAGGGCCUGCAGGAGCUCUUUUCACAAGAGAGGGAUUUAAACAAGCUCCUGGAUGGAUAUGUAGGAAACAAGCCUGUGUGUGCAGAAUGUGGGAAAAGCUUUAACCAGAGUUCCUAUCUUACAAGACACCUAAGAACCCAUACUGGUGAGAGGCCUUAUAAAUGCAUCGAGUGUGGGAAAGGCUUCAAACAGAGUUCAGACCUUGUCACCCAUCGCAGAACACACACAGGUGAGAAGCCCUACCAGUGCAAUGGGUGUGAGAAAAAGUUCAGUGACAGCUCGACACUUAUCAAACAUCAGAGAACCCACACGGGUGAGAGACCCUAUGAGUGCCCAGAGUGUGGGAAGACUUUUGGGCGGAAGCCACACCUUAUAAUGCACCAAAGAACGCACACAGGAGAGAAGCCCUAUACGUGCCUCAAAUGUCAUAAAAGCUUUAGUCGAAGCUCAAAUUUCAUCACCCACCAGAGGACUCACACAGGGGUGAAGCCUUACAGGUGUAAUGACUGUGGGGAGAGUUUUAGCCAGAGCUCAGAUUUGAUUAAGCACCAACGCACCCACACAGGAGAACGGCCCUUUAAAUGCCCAGAGUGUGGGAAGGGCUUCAGAGAUAGUUCUCAUUUCGUAGCUCACAUGAGUACUCAUUCAGGAGAGAGGCCUUUCAGUUGUCCCGACUGCCACAAAAGUUUCAGUCAGAGCUCGCAUCUGGUAACGCACCAGAGAACACACACAGGUGAGAGACCUUUUAAGUGUGACAUCUGUGGGAAAGCAUUUGCUGACAGUUCUGCUCUCAUUAAGCACCAACGAAUCCACACAGGAGAAAGACCCUACAAAUGUGGAGUGUGUGGGAAGAGCUUCAAUCAGAGCUCUCACUUUAUUACCCAUCAACGAAUCCACUUAGGAGACAGACCCUACCAAUGUCCUGAGUGUGGCAAGACCUUCAAUCAGCGGUCCCAUUUUCUCACACACCAGAGAACACAUACAGGAGAAAAACCUUUUCACUGUAGUAAAUGUGACAAGAGCUUCCGUCAGAAAGCACAUCUUUUAUGCCAUCAAAACACCCAUUUGAGGCCGGGCACGCUGGCUCAUGCCUGUAAUCCUAGCACUCUGGAAGGCCGAGGCAGGAGGAUUGCUGGAGGUCAGGAAUUUGAA
Molecule: messenger RNA, 1946 nt
Organism: Microcebus murinus (gray mouse lemur)
Lineage: Eukaryota; Metazoa; Chordata; Mammalia; Primates; Cheirogaleidae
Gene: ZNF774
Product: zinc finger protein 774
Biological process (GO): regulation of transcription by RNA polymerase II
Molecular function (GO): RNA polymerase II cis-regulatory region sequence-specific DNA binding; DNA-binding transcription factor activity
Source: RefSeq, a predicted model, not a curated record